Messenger RNA from Klebsormidium nitens, 585 nucleotides. Lineage: Eukaryota; Viridiplantae; Streptophyta; Klebsormidiophyceae; Klebsormidiales; Klebsormidiaceae. The record is from the annotation of a GenBank genome assembly.
AUGCAGAGAGAGCAGAAGCUAAAGUCGAGGGCUAAAGCGGGGUUCUUGGAGGAGACUUCGGGUGGAUAUGGAGCGGUGGCGUAUGCCGCCAAGCAAAGGGGCUACUCGAAGGGCCAGGGAAUCUCAAACGAGCUCGGAGCAAUUGACGCGAAAGCACGAGUGGUGCUCGGCGGGAGAACCGCGCAGAUCAAGACGGACAAUGUGGUCCGUAUGGAGGUAGUCAAGCGUGGAGGACUGUGGGACGUUGAAACCGUGGGGAAGCAGAGAGCAUUUCUUGAGGGAACCGGUCAAGAACAACCGGGCGUGCGCCGCGGCAAAAAGGCCGGUAAGAGCGGAAGCAUGGUGAAAAAGACGGUGAAGGUCGUGGAGAUCGACCGAGACGAUUCGGACGACGUAAAUGGGGGCGUCGAACGAAAAGUGGUACGCGCAAACGUGGGAGCAGCAACGGAAGCCGUGGGAGCCGAAGAGCUGGAGUACGGGGUGGAGAAGACGUUGACGGAGAAAGGCGACGAUUGCGACAUUAGAGGCGUGUGGAUGACGCCAAUGGCGAAGAAGACAGCCCGCAAGAGGAGCACGACGAGUUAG